AUGAAUCAAUAUGGAAAAGGAAUUAUAAUGAGAGAGUAAACCAAGAAGAUUAAUAAUAACUUAUAAAAAGAUUUAUUGGAUUAUUCAGAUUUUGAACUUAAGAAAAAUCCAAAAAAUACAUUUAUUUUAAUAGCAAAAAGUUAAUGUUUUCAAUUAUUUUUAUAGGCUAUGCAUUAGAUGAUGAAAAGAAAUAUCAAUUAGCAAUUGAGUAAUGCGAAAAGGUUUUAAUAGAAGAACCUAAACAUCUUCAUGAAUUGUAUAGAAAAAGUAAACAUUUAUUUAUUAAUAGGUUUUACUUUAUAAAAUUUGAAGGAAAAUUCAUAAGCGAUUUAAUGUAUUGAAAUAGCUUUAAAUUAUGAUUCAGAAUAUAUUGUUGGAUAUAACGAAAAGGGUAAUUUAUUAGGUUAUGAUUGUAAUAGGUAGUUCAUUAAAUAGUCUUAAAAAAUAUAAUGAUGCAAUAGUUUGUUAUGACAAGGCAAUCCAACUGGAUCCUAAUGAUGCAGUGACUUAUAAAAAUAAGGGUUAAUUAUUUGUUUACUUUAUAGGUGCUUUACUAACUGAUUUGAAGAAGUAUUAAUAAGCUAUCGAAAAUUACAAGCAAGCACUUGUUUAUUGCAAACAAGACCAAAAUGAAUUUAAUAAAUUAAUUAUGGAAUUAAGAUUUAAGAAAUGA
Paramecium primaurelia is the source of this 673-nucleotide messenger RNA. The record is from the annotation of a GenBank genome assembly. Lineage: Eukaryota; Ciliophora; Oligohymenophorea; Peniculida; Parameciidae.